This is a messenger RNA of Struthio camelus australis, 3334 nucleotides long. The record is from RefSeq and is a predicted model, not a curated record. Lineage: Eukaryota; Metazoa; Chordata; Aves; Struthioniformes; Struthionidae.
AUGCCUUACUGGGCUUGGGCCUCUGCUAAUGGCGGUAUCUGUGCUCUGGGUUCCCAAACGGGGACUGAAACAGUCGCAGGAACUCUGGGCUGGGUGCAACUUGGAUUUAACGGGGUGGAUCCGGUUUGCAGAUCGCUGCGAGGCGGGUCGCUCUCAGAGUCCCCCUUUUUUUCUUCGUUUUUAGGGAAGAAAGCUCGGACUUUUGACCUGGAAGCCAUGUUUGAACAAACGAGAAGAACCGCCGUGGAAAGGAGCAGGAAAAUCUUGGAAGCUCGUGAAAGAGAGAAGGAAGACCAGGCUGAAAAAGAACUUAGAUGUCCUCACACUGAUUCACCAGCUUCAGGCUCAAGUGCGAUAGGAGCUGGGUCCGCAUUAACUCCGAGAGACACAGCCUGUAGUGAAAGUGAAGACAGCUCAGAUGAAGAGUUAACUGGUCCAUUUGUGCAAUCCCAGACUUCAGCUCAAGGUCAGAUUGAGAAUACUGAUGAGGAGGAGGAGGAGGAUGAGGAAGAAUUCAUUGGGCCACCACUUCCACCUGGGUUCAAGGACAGUGAUGAUGAUCAUGAUGACGAUGAUAUACAGGAGGAAGAUAAUAACCCUGUCAAGAAAAUUCCAGAUUCUCAUGAAAUUACACUCCAACAUGGGACAAAAACAGUUUCUGCUUUGGGUUUGGAUCCUUCAGGUGCCCGUUUGGUAACCGGUGGCUAUGACUAUGAUGUUAAAUUUUGGGAUUUUGCUGGAAUGGAUGCCUCUCUGCAAGCUUUUCGGUCCCUCCAGCCUUGUGAAUGUCACCAAAUCAAAUCUUUACAGUAUAGCAGCACAGGAGAUGUUAUUCUUGUCGUCUCUGGUAACUCGCAGGCGAAAGUUCUUGACAGAGAUGGUUUCCCAGUAAUGGAAUGCAUAAAAGGAGACCAGUACAUCGUGGAUAUGACAAACACCAAGGGUCAUACAGCAAUGCUCAAUUCAGGCUGUUGGCAUCCUAAAAUAAAGGAAGAAUUUUUGACGUGUUCCAAUGAUGGAACUGUGAGGACAUGGGAUGUUAACAAUGAAAAAAAGCACAAAGGCGUGUUUAAACCACGAUCAGUUCAAGGUAAACGGGUGAUUCCUACAACUUGCACAUACAGCAGAGAUGGUAAACUUAUUGCAGCUGGCUGUCAGGAUGGCUCCAUCCAGAUCUGGGAUAGGAAUAUGAGUGUACAUACAAAGUUCCACUGCAGACAAGCCCAUGCCCCUGGCACUGACACUUCAUGCCUGACAUUUUCCUACGAUGGUACCGCCCUUGCCAGCCGGGGAGGAGACGAUACUUUAAAGAUAUGGGAUAUUAGACAAUUUAAAAAGCCUCUUAAUUCAGCUGAAAGGCUGUCUAGUUUCUUUCCAAUGACAGAUUGCUGUUUCAGCCCUGAUGAUAAAAUACUUGUCACAGGCACCUCUGUUAAGAAAGGUGGUGGCAGUGGGAAGCUUUUUUUCUUUGAUCGGGAGACUUUCCAGAAGUUGUAUGAGAUAGAAGUUACAAAUGCAAGUGUUGUGCGUUGCCUUUGGCAUCCCAAGCUGAACCAGAUCAUGGUUGGCACAGCAAAUGGAUUGGCAAAAGUAUACUAUGAUCCUAUCAAAAGCCAGAGGGGAGCAAAAUUAUGUGUGGUCAAAACAAAACGAAAAGAGAGACAAGCAGAGACUCUUACACAGGAUUACAUUAUAACACCCCAUGCACUUCCAAUGUUCCGUGAACCACGACAACGAAGCACCAGGAAGCAGCUGGAAAAGGAUAGACUAGAUCCCCUGAAAUCUCACAAACCUGAACCCCCAGUAGCAGGACCAGGUCGUGGUGGCCGUGUUGGAACUCAUGGAGGCACCUUAUCAUCAUACAUAGUCAAGAAUAUUGCACUGGAUAAGACAGAUGAUAGCAACCCUCGAGAGGCUAUUUUACGUCAUGCAAAGGAAGCGGAGGAGAAUCCGUACUGGGUUGCUCCAGCAUAUGCUAAAACACAGCCAAAAACAGUUUUUGCAGAAGUGGAACAAGAAGAUGAUGAAACAGACAAGCCAGAGUGGAAAAAACGUAAAAUUUGAAGAACUGGGUUUAAAGAACAAUUCAAAAGCAUCUGAAACAAAGCGCAGCAUGUAUUUCUUUAGUUUGCAUAGCAGGUCAGAAUCUUUGAAAGCAUGAAUUAUUUUAAUGCAUAAAACUUCCUACAGUUUAAAAAGGAUUGUUGUAUUACGGUGGACUGUAAUUCUAUGUCUGAAUUUUGUAAUAAGGAAUGAAUUAUAUUGUGCAAAGGAAAACCCCCUGUGUCAGUUACUUUACUUUGUGAUUUAACUGAAAAAUGUAUGUGCUUACAAUUUUUAAUAGAAUUCUAGUGAAUUCAGGAUGUUGCCGAAUGUUCUUUUUUAUUAUUGCUAACUUUACCAAUGCUGUGUCAUGACAAUGACUUUAAAGGAUUUAAAGUACCGGAAUAAAAUAAUACAGAUUCUCAAACUUCUCAUUUUUUCUUAUACCAUCUAACAACAAGUUAUGCCCAAAUAAACAGGGUUUGCACUUUUAUUUAGAUGUAUUAAUAUGGAAUAAUCCAGUUCAGUUAGCUUGUGUGUGAAUUUUAGAAAGCAUAUUAUCUAGUGGCCAUCCUUAUGUGAAUGAUGAUGUUUGUUAAUAUGUGUAGUAUCUCAUGGUAAUAUGUUAUACAGAUUUUAUUUUUCAACCAUGUGAAAUAGGAACAGACAAUUAUAUAUUUUGUUUUAAUAAAACCAGCAUAUGUUUAUUUGCUAGUUGAUACAGAAUUUUAUUCAGGCCUCCUAAGCCUAUUAGUCUGUAUUGAUUAGUGUUAACACAGAGCAGAAUUGUAUAUUUAUUACCAGGUCUUUGUAUAUGUUGACUUUGCUGUAUGCCUAAAUUGUGUAUUUCUUGGCUUACGCUCUCCGAAGACUGAUUAGUACUCUUUUUAAGUGUUUGUUUAAAUAUUGAAAGGUUUCAGUGUUUGACACAGAACUGCAAUUCCCAAUGUCAUAAACUGAAGGACAGAGAGAUUUAAAAUUAGUAUCCUUUAUGGAAGCAGAAAGGAAUCUAGAUUAGUUGUAGACAUUUAUAUUGUGAUUAUAAUAGUAUACAGCAUGGUAAGUGUUGUGAUUAUAAUAAUAUAUAAUAAGGCAAGCACUCUGCAUUUCCACUAAGAGUAAAGGACAAAAGACAUCAUAAACAAUCAAGCUUUAUUAAUUAUGAAAAAAUUCUGAAGGCAUCUGUUAAGGCUAUAUUUAGCAAAGCAUUUAAUCACCUUCCUAACCUCAAGCAUGUGGUCCUGAUAGAGUCAAUAGAGCUUAAAUUUUUUCUCAGACAUUCUCUGCAUUA